Molecule: messenger RNA, 4341 nt
Organism: Aptenodytes forsteri (emperor penguin)
Lineage: Eukaryota; Metazoa; Chordata; Aves; Sphenisciformes; Spheniscidae
Gene: IGSF9B
Product: immunoglobulin superfamily member 9B
Biological process (GO): cell-cell adhesion
Molecular function (GO): protein binding
Source: RefSeq, a predicted model, not a curated record
AUGCCGAGGGGCUUUUCCUCCCUCUCCCACAAGCGUGACGCGGUGCUGCACGGCAAGUGGGGAUGUUCGCGGAUCCGGCUGGUGCGGUUUGCGGAGGGAGGAUUCGGCUUCGCCAGCCCUGGGCGAGGGCUCCCGUUGAAGAGGUGUGCCCUCGGCUCAAGGGAGGAGCCCGAAUUUGUGACCGCUCGCGCUGGCGAGAGCGUGGUCCUGGGAUGCGACGUGAUCCACCCGCUCACGGGGCAGCCCCCUCCUUAUGUUGUGGAGUGGUUCAAGUUUGGCGUCCCCAUCCCCAUCUUCAUCAAGUUUGGGUUUUACCCUCCCCAUGUCGACCCAGAGUAUGCCGCUCGGGCCAGCCUGCACGACAAAGCCUCCCUGCGCAUUGAGCAGGUCCGCUCCGAGGACCAGGGCUGGUACGAGUGCAAAGUGCUCAUGCUGGACCAGCAGUACGACACCUUCCACAACGGCAGCUGGGUCCACCUCACGGUCAACGGGAGUGAGAUGCUGCCACGCUGCCCGGCGAGGCUGCCGCCCUCCUGCCUGCUCACGAGCUCGGAGGGCUUGGGAAGGAAGGAGCGAGGGAAGCCAGAGGAGGAGGGUGCCUGCUUUGCCUGCACCAUGUGCAUGGAUCCUCCAAACCGCCGGCCCGAGGGGCUGGAAGUGGCCAUCGGUGUGAGCGACGGGAGCCUUACGGUGCUCUCCAUCAGCCGGGAGGACAGGGGUGCCUACACCUGCCGGGCGUACAGCAUCCAGGGGGAGGCUGUGCACACCACGCGCCUGCUCGUUCAAGGACCUCCCUUCAUCGUUUCCCCUCCGGAGAACAUCACGGUCAACAUCUCCCAGGAUGCGCUCUUCACCUGCCAGGCCGAGGCGUACCCCGGGAACCUCACCUACCUGUGGUACUGGGAGGAGGAGAACGUCUACUUCAAGAACGACCUGAAGUUGAGGGUGCGGAUCCUGAUCGAUGGGACGCUGAUCAUUUUCCGUGUCAAGCCAGAGGAUGCUGGAAAAUACACCUGUAUCCCCAGCAACAGCCUGGGCCGCUCGCCAUCAGCCUCUGCCUACCUGACGGUGCAGUAUCCUGCCCGCGUGGUGAACAUGCCCCCCGUCAUCUACGUUCCCAUCGGGAUACACGGAUACAUCCGCUGCCCGGUCGAGGCAGAGCCCCCGGUCACUCUGGUCAAGUGGAACAAAGACGGACGUCCCCUACGAAUCGAGAAGUAUUCUGGCUGGAACCUGCUGGAAGACGGGUCAAUCCGGAUAGAGGAGGCAACCGAAGAUGCUCUCGGCACUUACACCUGUGUGCCUUAUAAUGCCCUGGGUACGAUGGGCCAGUCUCCCCCUGCCCGACUGGUACUGAAGGACCCCCCCUAUUUCACGGUGCUACCAGGCUGGGAGUACAGACAGGAGGCAGGGAGGGAGCUGUUGAUUCCUUGCGCUGCUGCCGGAGACCCCUUUCCCAUCAUCGCCUGGAGAAAGGUAGGGAAGCCCAGCAGGAGCAAGCACAACACACUGCCCGGCGGCACCCUGCAGAUCCGCUCCCUCGGCAAGGAUGACCAUGGCGAGUGGGAGUGCAUCGCCACCAACGUCGUCGCAAGCAUUACUGCCAGCACCCACCUUACUGUCGUAGGCACAAGCCCUCACGCCCCGACCAGCGUGCACGUUGUGGCCGCCAUGACCUCAGCCAACGUCUCUUGGGAGCCCGGCUACGACGGUGGAUACGAGCAGACUUUCUCAGUUUGGAUGAAGAGAGCCCAGUUUGGCCCCCACGACUGGCUAUCUCUCCCUGUGCCAGCUGGUUCCAGUUGGCUACUGGUGGAUACCUUGGAACCAGAGACUGCAUACCAGUUCAGUGUCUUGGCUCAAAACAAGCUGGGUACCAGCUCCUUCAGUGAGGUGGUCACUGUGAACACUCUAGCAUUCCCUGUAACAACUCCAGAGCCUCUGGUGUUGGUUACCCCACCGAGGUGCCUAACAGCCAACCGGACACAGCAAGGCGUCCUCUUGUCGUGGCUUCCUCCUGCUAACCACAGCUUCCCCAUUGACCGCUACAUCAUGGAGUUCCGCGUCGCAGAGAGGUGGGAGAUCUUGGACGAUGGCAUCCCGGGGACCGAGAACGAGUUUUUUGCCAAGGACUUGUCCCAGGACACCUGGUACGAGUUCCGGGUCCUGGCGGUCAUGCAGGAUCUCAUCAGCGAACCCAGCAACGUUGCUGGCGUGUCCAGUACAGACGUAUUCCCUCAGCCUGACCUGACAGACGAGGGUCUAGCCCGCCCAGUGCUGGCUGGCAUCGUUGCCACCAUCUGCUUCCUGGCUGCUGCCAUCCUCUUCAGCACACUCGCCGCCUGCUUCGUCAACAAGCAACGCAAACGCAAGCUCAAGCGCAAGAAAGACCCUCCUCUCUCGAUAACCCACUGCAGGAAGAGUUUGGAGUCCCCGUUGUCUUCCGGCAAGGUGAGUCCCGAGAGCAUCCGCACGCUCCGUCCCCCCUCGGAGUCCUCUGAUGACCAGGGCCCACAGGCCAAGCGGAUGCUGAGCCCCACCAAGGAGAAGGAGCUCUCCCUUUACAAGAAGACCAAGCGAGCCAUCAGCAGCAAGAAGUACAGCGUCUCCAAGGCAGAGGCCGAAGCCGAGGCCACCACCCCCAUCGAGCUCAUCAGCCGCGGGCCGGACGGCCGCUUUGUCAUGGACCCGGCGGAGAUGGAGCCCUCCCUGAAGACACGGCGGAUCGAGGGCUUCCCCUUCGUGGAGGAGACGGACAUGUACCCCGAGUUCAGGCAGUCGGAUGAGGAGAACGACGACCCCGUCGUCCCCGCCUCCGUCACCGCCCUGAAAGCCCAGCUCACCCCUCUCUCCUCCAGCCAGGAGUCCUACCUUCAGCCACCAGCAUACAGCCCCCGGUUCCACCGGGCGCUGGAGGGUCCCGGUGCCCUGCAGGCCACCGGCCAGGCCCGCCCGCCGGCCCCCCGGGCUUUCCACCACCAGUUUUACGGUUACCUCAGCAGCAGCAGCCCCGGGGAGGUGGACCCGCCACCCUUCUACAUGCCAGAAGUCAGCCCGCUGAGCUCGGUCAUGUCCUCCCCGCCGCUGCCCCCCGAGGGGCCCUUCGGACACCCCACCAUCCCCGAGGAGAGUGGGGAGAAUGUCUCCAACAGCACGCUGCCCCUGGCCCAGACCCCCACGGGGGGCCGGUCCCCUGAGCCCUGGGGCAGGGCCGAGUUCCCCUUCGGCAGCCUGGAGCCGGCCCCCGCGCCGUUCCCCCACCAGCUCCAGCACUGCGAGGCGGCCGAGGGCGCCCAGCCCACCGGCUGCCUUCCUCGGGGGCCGCCCCCCUCCUCCCUGCAGGUGGUCCCCGCGUCCUACCCGGGCAUCCUGCCCCUGGAGGCACCAAAGAGCUGGACCGGCAAGUCACCCGGCAGUGGCCAACCCUCUGUGCCCACCACCACCAAGUGGCAGGACAAACCUAUGCAACCCAUGGGAUGUCAAGGGCAGCUAAGACAUACCAGCCAAGGUAUGGGCAUACCCGUGUUGCCUUACCACGAACCGUCCGAGCCCGUCGGCCCCAGCGGCACAAGCACAUUCAGCCUGGACACCAGGUGGUACGAGCCCCAACCCCGACCUCGGCCCAGCCCUCGGCAGGUCAGGAGGGCUGAGCCCAGUUUACAUCAGGUGGUGCUACAACCUUCAAGGCUUUCUCCUCUGACCCAAAGCCCCCUCAGCUCCCGCAACAGCUCCCCGGAGCUGAGCCCCGCGGCGGUCAGCUUCUCCCGCAAGUCCACGCCGUCGACAGGAUCGCCUGCGCCGAGCAGCCGGGGAGGCAGCCCCAGCUACCGACCUACCACCGCCUUCACCUCCCUGGCCACCGGCUACUCCGGCUCCCAGGGCUCCUCCCUGCCCAUGGACACCAUGGAUGUUUUCGGAGACAUCCCCUCUCCGAGGAGGGCCGGCGAGGAGAUUCUCCAACCGGAGCCGACAUCCACCACGGUAGCCGCCACGGGAAAACGUCCAUCUCCGUCCGGGGACGCUGCUGCACCUGAGAGGCUCGAAGCUCUGAAAUACCAGCGGAUAAAGAAGCCCAAAAAGUCAUCCAAGGGCUCCUCGAAAUCCAGAAAACAAUCCAAUGGCUCUGCCUCCCAGGUUCAGCACCUUCCCAGCUCUCAGGUACUGUGGCCUGACGAAGCUGUCUGCCUCCGCAAGAAGAAGAGACACCCUCGUCAGGACCCCUUCGCCCGCCUCUCGGCGCUGAAGGACGACCUCUGCCACCGGCAGCUCCCCGGAGAGCAGACAGCCAUUCUCAACAGCGUGGACCACGACGCCACCGGCGUGCACGCCACGUUGCUUUAG